UUCUCUCUUCCCGCCCUGUAUUGUUUCUCUCCCCAGCCUCAUGUCAAGUCUUCCGUCUCUGUAUUUGUUCCUUUAUUUCUCCCUCUAUCCUCCCCAGCUCAAUCCUUGCCUCCCUUUUCUCUCUGUUAGCUCCUAUUCCUUACAUCUCCCUUUGUAUUUCUCCCCAUACACACCCUUGCCUGUUCCUCCCACCCCCCACUGGGUUCUGUCUCUCUCCUGCUUCCCCAUCUUCUUCUCAGUUUCCUCCCCCUCUCCCCUCCUCUCUGCCUCAUCCCACACCCCUCUCCCUGGAUUGCUCUCCAGCCUGGGUAUCUCCUGCCUCUCCUUCCCUUCCUUCCCCUGCCUCCUCCCACUCACUGGUGGCAUUGGUGGGAGUCUGUCUGUCUCUGCCUCCUCCUUCCCUCCCUCCCACCACAGUCUUUCCUUCUUCCCUGCAUCUCAUACUAUCCCCAACCCUCUCCUCUCCUUUUCCUGCCCCUUUAAAUCUGCCUGGCCCUGGCCCUGCCUUCCCCGUGAUGCUGUGAUGGAGCAAACAUUGAUUUGUGCUGGGAUGGGAUCGGAAUUUUGAUUUUUUUUUUCCUCCCCCAACCAUAAGAAGGAAAAAAAAACAACUAAAAAUAAUACCCCCCCUUACGACUGCCCCCUCCCUCUUCCCGCCCAGUUCUGAUUCCCUGUCUCCAUCAGAGGCAAUUUUUUUUCCCUACACAAUUCCCAUCUCUCCCCCCCACCCCCUGCCACCACCCCGCCCCCCCACCAGCCUGCUCCUCUGUGGCUGGGGAGAGAGGGGAGCCAGUCCUGCUGCUCUGGGCUAGGAUUAUUGCCUGGGCUUAGGGGAGCCUCUCCGGAAAAGAGGGGGAGGGGGGCUGGCUGGGGUGGGUUGGGGGCAGGGGGCCUCCUGCCAUGGACGCUGCGCCUGGGGGGCAGUCUGAGCCCCAGUCCACAUGCCACUCGGGAUGAGGGCCCACCCCCGUCUGCCCAUCCUGGGGCACUCGCGCCUGGCCCCGGUCUGACUCCCCCGGCCGUGCCCACCACAUCCAGGCCCCACGCCCUCACCCAGGUCCCUGGCCCUCCAGGAUGUGCUGAGCUGUGGGGAGGCUGAGGCCACGCCAACUACAUGCAUGUCCCCCGGGGGCAAGUUCGACUUUGAUGAUGGCGGCUGCUAUGUGGGGGGCUGGGAGGCUGGGCGAGCACAUGGCUACGGCGUGUGCACGGGGCCCGGGGCCCAGGGAGAGUACAGUGGAUGCUGGGCCCACGGCUUCGAGUCCCUGGGCGUCUUCACCGGGCCCGGUGGGCACAGCUACCAAGGCCACUGGCAGCAGGGAAAGCGCGACGGGCUGGGCGUGGAGCAGAAGAGCCGCUGGACCUAUCGCGGCGAGUGGCUGGGUGGGCUGAAGGGGCCCGCUGGCGUGUGGGAGAGCGCCUCGGGACUGCGCUACGCCGGGCUCUGGAAGGACGGUUUCCAGGACGGCUACGGCACCGAGACCUACUCGGACGGAGGGACCUAUCAGGGCCAGUGGCAGGCUGGCAAGCGCCAUGGCUACGGGGUUCGCCAGAGCGUACCCUUCCAACAGGCAGCGCUGCUGAGAUCGCCCCGCCGCACUUCCCUGGACUCGGGCCACAGCGACCCCCCCACACCACCUAUACCCCUUCCCCUACCUGGCGAUGAGGGGGGGAGCCCGGCCUCUGGCUCCAGGGGGGGGUUUGUGCUGGCAGGCCCAGGUGACCCAGACGCAGCCUCCUCCAGAAAACGAACUCCAGUCACCGGGGGCUUCUUCCGCCGCUCUCUGCUGCUGAGUGGGCUUCGGGCAGGCGGGCGCAGGAGCUCACUGGGCAGCAAGCGGGGAUCUUUGAGGAGCGAGGUGAGCAGCGAGGUGGGCAGCACAGGGCCUCCGGGCUCCGAGGCCAGCGAACCUCCAGCCCCGGUCCCUCCAGCACUCAUUGAAGGCUCUGCUACUGAAGUGUACGCGGGCGAGUGGAGGGCUGAUCGGCGCAGUGGCUAUGGAGUGAGCCAGCGUUCCAAUGGGCUGCGCUAUGAGGGCGAGUGGCUUGGCAACCGGAGGCACGGCUACGGCCGUACCACCCGCCCUGAUGGUUCUCGGGAGGAGGGCAAGUAUAAACGCAACCGGUUGGUUCGAGGUGGACGGGUCCGCAGCCUCCUACCCCUGGCCCUGAGGAGGGGUAAGGUCAAGGAAAAGGUGGACCGUGCCGUAGAAGGUGCCCAUCGGGCGGUGAGCGUAGCCCGCCAGCGCCAGGAGAUUGCUGCUGCCAGGGCCGCAGAUGCUCUCCUGAAGGCAGUGGCAGCAAGUAACACCGCAGAAAAAGCUGUGGAGGCAGCUCGAAUGGCCAAACUGAUGGCCCAGGACCUGCAGCCCAUGUUGGAUGCACCAGGCCGAAGACCCAGGCAAGACUCCGAAGGCACUGACACAGAGCUGCCUGACUGUGACAGCCCUGGGGUUUAUGAGAAUGGACUGACCCCUUCUGAGGGCACGCCAGAGUCUCCCAGCAGUCCUGUCUCCCCCUGUCAAACCUGGAGACACCCCACCCACCGUAGUCCUUUGCCCCCUAGGGAUGAUGGAGGCCACCUCUCUGGCCCCAAAUCUUGGCCAGAGGAGUGGGGAGGCCCAAGUGGACCUGGAGAGGAGCUAGCUGGCUAUGAGGCUGAGGAUGAGGCUGGGGUACAGGGGCUAGGGGUUUGCAAUGGCUCUCCCCUCCUUGGGGGCUCCAGCGACAGCUCUGGAAGUCUUCGGGAAGAAGAAGGAGAGGAUGAGGAGUCCUUGCCCCACUCAGAACCUCCCCUAGACCCAGGGCUUGAGCCCACUGUCACCCCCAUACUGAGGGGCACAUCUGGAAGGACUCUGGAGGCAGAGAACCCGACAGAGGCACCAGAGGAGCCUGGUGCCACUGAAGAGCCUGCCCAACGGGGAGCUGCUAACCCUUUGGUGGUAGGAGCUGUGGCACUGCUGGAUCUGAGCCUGGCAUUCCUGUUCUCCCAGCUCCUCACUUGAGGUCUCUCCCUAGACUAUGGCUCUGGUUCCCAUGUCCUCUUCCCUUUGGACCUGCCUUUUCUCUCUCUUCCAUCUUUUAUCUUCCUUUCUCUACCUUUCCUUUUUUGUUCCCAUUUAUUACUUUCUACUCCCUCUUCUUCCUCUUACUUUCUCUCUCUUCUCCCUUAUUCUGACUUUAUGUAUCUUUUUUCUCUCUUUCUCUAGAUUGUUUACAUAUGAAGGGCUCUUCUCUCUCAGAGUUACACUCUGAGAAAUACAAAUCUAAGUCAGACCAUCACCACUCACACCCUCCUAACUUUCCUAGGGAUCAAAACUUCAAUAGGGAAGAGAUGGGGUGAGCACUGAGGGUAAGGAAGGGCACAAUGUUGAGGUAUAUGAGACCUCUCCUACCAGCAAGGUGGAGAGGGGACCUGGAGAAGGGGUGACUGACUGCAGGAGUGGGGCACCAGUAUUGCUGCUAUGAAGUCACCCCCUAGGUUUCUGCCUCUCCAUCCCAGACAACCUGCUUGGACAUUUUUAGUAUUCCUCCAGUCCCAGAAGUGGGUAACCAAUAUCCCCUCAAGAAAAUGAUGUUCCUAUGGAGACAAGCAGAACUAAUGAAUAGAGAUGGAGUGUAUUGGAGGCAUCUCUUACCCUGUGGCAAGUUAUCAAAUUUCUAGGCACUGAACUUGGUUUCUGCAUAACUUUGUCCUCCCCUUAGGUAGAGAUCUGAAGGGGAGAGCAGGGUGCCUCUAAUUCUUACCUCUACCCCAGCCCCAGGGGUGGUCGACAAUUGGCAGAACAAAAACACCUGAAAAUCCAUCCCCCUCCUUCCAAACCUUCACAUACCCUUUCUCUCCACCCCCACCCCCAUAAUUUUCCACCACCAUCACAUCUAUACAUGGUCUAGACUUGUUUGUGGCCUUGAUAAUGUUCUGGAAGGGCCAAGUGAGGCAUUCCUACUGUAUGGGGUUAGGAGAAUCUCUGUCAGUGCUCCAUUACCAUUGGGGGUGGGGAAGGAAAUAGGGUGGGAAGGACUUCUGGGCGAUAGAACUAGAUAGAAUAUGGGGGACUCAAAAGGCAGUACAAUAUAGUCAGUCACAGAAAUCUCAGUUAAGGUCUGAGGAUAGGUUAGGUGCCAAAAUAAGGAUAGGAAUUAGACCUAUGAUUCCAUUGGUUUAGAGAACUCCCAAAUGAGUAAAUUCCCUCUACCAAUGCAGGCUGGCACCUUCUCUGCAACUUAUAGUCUUGGAGAGUUGCCUAGAACACUGAGUGCUUCAGUGACUUGCCCAACAGUCACUCUUACUAUCUAUCACAUCAGGUUUUCUCUCUGAGGAUCAAAAUGGGGACCUAUCUCUUUGGGGUCAAAAUCCCUUGAAAAGGAAGAGGAACCCUCAUGCACAGGAAGCAGGGUAAAAGGUAGAAGUCGAAAGUCCCAGAGAAAGAAGGGUGGGGAACAUCAGGUUUGAAGUUGAGCAAUCCCUGUUAUUGGUCAUUUCCCCAGAUGGCAGGGCCCUUAGCCAUGGGGUGGGUGUGAGAUGCCCAGGAUCUGUCCUUUAUGGCUGAAGGCCUCUCCCUGCCCCUGCAUGAGGCAGAGAGGCAAGCUGCUCAUUAUCCCCAUUCCCCAAAGAAUGUCCAUGCCUGGGAAUGCCCCCCCAUGCCCCUCUUCUUUUUUUUCCUGGCCAGCCUAUUUUCUACCUGGCUCACUUCCCUUCUAAGACUUUACUUCAAAUUUCUACUUUGUGGAUUUGGGAUUGAAGUCAAACAUCUCGGCUCAUACCAAGUCUUGCAGGAAAAAAAAAAUAAAUUUAACAAAAAAUAUAUUAAUAAAAAAGUUUUAAAAAG
Messenger RNA from Antechinus flavipes (yellow-footed antechinus), 4829 nucleotides. It is a transcript of the gene JPH4, whose product is annotated as junctophilin 4. NCBI's taxonomy places the organism in Eukaryota, Metazoa, Chordata, Mammalia, Dasyuromorphia, Dasyuridae. Gene Ontology annotation, biological process: regulation of synaptic plasticity. The transcript has 6 exons. The record is from RefSeq and is a predicted model, not a curated record. The coding region runs from base 1119 to 3005 and encodes 628 amino acids. Gene Ontology annotation, cellular component: endoplasmic reticulum membrane; plasma membrane; junctional membrane complex.